CAGUCCCUUGCUCACACCACGACCACCACCACAGCCAAACACCAACCCAGACUCGUCUUCUCCCCACGUCGAUCCAACGACAACGCAAGCUUACUCGCCUGCCCUGUUGCCUGCCCUGCCCUGCAUGCUGCUGCUGCUGCACAUUGGUCAUUCGAAUGGCGAUGACAUCAGCUGCUGUUCGGUUGGGGCUCGCUUUCAUAGUCGUGCAAUUUGCGGCCAUGGGUCCUGUCAAAGCAGAGGGAAACUGCGCGGGUCGUUGUGUGCAAGUUACCCUCGGAGACUGCUCCUGCACCUCAUCCUGCCAAGCCCUGGACAGCUGCUGCCCUGAUUUUGCUCAUCGUUGUUUGGAAAUUUCCCCAAAAUCAGGAUGUCACGUGGGCGGAGACGACUUAAAAAUCAUCAACAUUCGCUUCAAUAGGACCCAAGGCGUCAUCUGCCGGUUUGGCGAGGACAAAGUGGACGUGGGCGGCCACUUGGACGGAGAUGGACACGCGCACUGCGUCUCCCCGCUCGUCUACGAGACGAGACGCAUCACCUUCCAGCUGUCCGUGGACGGGGGACUCAGUUUCCCUCACGAGGGCACCUGGGUGGCAGUGCAUCCCGGCAAGGUGAAAGGAGGUGCUGCCGCGCAGAUGCACAACUCCACGCACUGGCAGUACUACGGCACGCCGGGCGUCGGGGGCAAGCUGACUCUGAACUGGAACGCGAGCAAGUUGCGUUCGCCGGCAGUCAACGUGGAGGUGUGGGGCUACAGGGAGACGGGCGAGGCGUACGGCGCGGCGUGGGUUGCCCAGUGGCUCUACCUGUACACGUUGGCUCGGGACGUCGCCAACAGCGGCUCGUUCACCUUCCUGCCGAAACCAGCGCUGCCCGAGUUCUCCGUCUACGAGUUCGGCAUGCUCCGGAUCGCGUCCAGCAAUUACAGCGACGGGCAACCGAAUGUGCUGGCGGCGUGGAGUGACGAUCACGCGAUGGCGUGGCACUUGGAGGAGAAGUUCCGUGCAGAUCCAGCUGCCUGGGCGCUGCAGAAGUGCCUGGCUUGGAAUGAGAAUGAGACGUCCAUACUUCCCCCUUUCCUCCCCGAGAUCGCCGACUGUCCUUGCACUUUGGCCCAGGCGCGGGCGGACACUGGCCGAUUCCAGGCGGACUACGGAUGUGACAUUGAGAAGGGCAGCAAGUGCACGUACCAUCCAGGGGCUGUCCACUGUGUGAGGGCCAUCCAAGCAAGCCCCCGCUACGCGGCGGGGCAGCAGUGCUGCUACGACGCUCGCGGCGUGCAGCUGCUCACCGUGGACUCCGUGGGGGGCGGUACGCCGGACCGCGGCCACGACUGGGGCUCGCCGCCCUACCGGCGCCCGCCGCGAGUGCCCGCCGCCUCGCACUGGCUCUACGACGUCGUCACCUUCUACUACUGCUGCCUGUGGUCGGACAACUGCGAUUACUACCUGCACCAUCGGCCCUCCAGCGACUGCAGAGCCUACGUGCCUCCAAAAAUCGGCUCGGCUCUGGGGGACCCUCACUUCCUGACGUUCGGCAACCUCAGCAUCACGUUUAACGGGCGUGGGGAGUACACGCUGCUGGAAGCCGCCUCGCAUUCCCUCGUGGUCCAGAUCCGCACCGACGUGGCCCACGACCCGGACGGCAACGCUGUCAAUGCCACCGUCAUCACGUCGGCGGCCAUGCGGGAGAACGGCUCCGAUCUGGUGGAGGUGCGGGUGCAGCGCGAGUCCGUGGCGCUGCAGGUGCUGCUGAACGGGGGCGCUGUCACCUUCGAUGAGCAGGACUGGAUGGACCUGCACGGUGUGUUCGUCAACUCGGUCGUGAUGAGCAACGUGACGGUGAUGUUCCCCUCGGGCGCGGCCGUGGAGGUGCGCCUGAUGCCCGGCUCGCUCGCCGUCAGUCUGCUGCUGCCCCGAAACUUCUCGGGACAAACGCGAGGCCUGCUGGGGGUACUGGAUGGUGGCCUCUCCUUCCCCGACGGCACGACCCUGCCAGAGGAUGCCUCACCCGAACAAAUGUACAGCUUCGGCGCCUCCUGGGCAAUAGACAACUCCAGCACGCUCUUCACCUACGACUCGCAAGAUCUCUUGGAUCGCUACUACCACCAGCCGCGACACGACCCGGCGUUCCGUCCCGAGUUCCGGCCGGUGGCAGGAGGCGGCGGCGGCCCGUCGCCUCCCGUAGUGGCGCAGCUCUGCGGCCCCGACGAACUGUGCAAAUUCGACGCGGCCGCCACCUCGAGCCUGAGCGCCGCCAACGCCACGCUGCUCGCUCAUCGGUGGCACCAGGGCGUGGUGCGAGACCUCACUCCGGUGGUAAGCUGCGGCGUUCUUCUGGCUCCGAAGCACGGCAGCAAGGAGGGCACGGUGUACUUGGAGGGUGGGCGCCUCACGUUUGCGUGCGAUUCCGGCUACGUGCUCAGCGGGUCCAGCGCGCGCGAGUGCCAGCCCCACGGGCGGUGGUCUGGUCAGGACGUCUCCUGCGUGACCGACAAUACGCUGGCGAUCGUGUUGGGAUGUGUCUUCGCUGUUCUGGUGCUGGCCAUUGCAGGAUUUUUCAUAUACAAGCAGCUUCGGAUGCGGCACAAGUGAAUCGACGACAGAGUGUUGCGGACUUCAUGGGUGGAUCCAUACUUUCUUGCCAAGAGGUUUUCGGCCGCACGGUUGCCGAGAUAUAUCAGCGGGGCUGCGAUGGCAGCAUUGUAGCGGUGACUCGGCCUGCACAUCACUACGUGAAACAACGGAAUGUGUAAAUGAAAGCAUUAAUUGUAAGUGUUAAUUCAGUACGUGGGAUUCUGUGUGGGGGAGGGGGGGGUUGGAAUUGGGAGGGUAUAAAUGAUGCAUCAAAUUGCGGGCGCGGGGGAAUGGAUGUUUUUCGAUUCGUGUGCAUUGUACGCCAAGGGUGAUUGUGACCUCUGGAAGCUCCUGGAGGACGUUACAAUUUUCAAUUGACCGCAUGGUAAAAAAAACAACAACGCAACAUUGCAUUUCUGUGGGAAUUGUGGGGUGAAUUUUUACACUUGUAGAGCGGGAGUGCAUGGCUGGUGGGUAGAUCGCACACAGCCGCUCCUGGGAAAAGUGCCUCUUACUGUUAUUUUAAAGGCAGUGGGGGGGGGGGGGG
Messenger RNA from Lethenteron reissneri (Far Eastern brook lamprey), 3120 nucleotides. It is a transcript of the gene SUSD2, whose product is annotated as sushi domain containing 2. The record is from RefSeq and is a predicted model, not a curated record. NCBI's taxonomy places the organism in Eukaryota, Metazoa, Chordata, Hyperoartia, Petromyzontiformes, Petromyzontidae.